CCAGCGAACAGCGCAGAAAGAGCAGAGAGAGUGAAGUGAGGAGAAGAGCUGUCCUGCCUGCUGGAGAAUAGCUUAAUUUAACACACAAUAAAAGAGUGAAGGACUCCGGGAAAAGGGAAUGUCAGCGCGAAUAUCUUGAAGAAACCACUGAUUUACUUCUUCACCUCUUUGUUUCUUAUUCAAGAGUUUAUCCAAGAACCUGCAGUGGAGAGGUAAAGGUGUGAAGAAGCAACAAAUCAAGGUUUUGAGGAGGAAUCAUUGGAAUCUGUUCCAAGCUUAUUUUUCAGUUUUCAGUUUUGGAUAAAGAUGCCAGAGAAGAAGAUCGGAAAUCCAGGGAUGAGCAUCUUCAGCUGGUGUCGGGUGGCCGCUGUGGUAGCUCUGAUCUUGAUCAUACUGGGAGGGCUGGGAGCCGCCAUCUGGGCCCUUGUCACAUAUCUCAAAACAACAGAAGAUACUGGAUUAUUUGAUGUACAGGUGAGCGCAGCAGACCAGAGGCUGCGAGUGUUUGACUCCACCCAGCGGAGGUGGAAACACAUCUGCUCAUCCAGCGCCAACCAGCUCAUCGCCAACAUCAGCUGUGAAGAGAUGGGCUUCGUCAGAGCAGUGAAUUUCUCAGUGACGUGUGCUCCUGAUAAUGGUGGUGACCGAGAUUUUUUCUGCGUAAAAGAGAGUGAGUUAACUUAUGGGAAGAAGAUAAAAACAGCCCUUUAUCCUUGUAAAUGUGACAAAGGUCAGAUACUUGAGGUGAUUUGUCAGGACUGUGGUCGUCGUAUGCUGCCUGAGGAGCGGAUCGUGGGGGGAGUGGAUGCCCGCCAGGGUUCGUGGCCAUGGCAGGUCAGCCUACAGUAUGAUGGAGUUCAUCAGUGUGGUGGAUCAAUCAUUUCAGAUCGCUGGAUCGUCAGUGCCACACACUGCUUUCCUGAGAGGUAUCGUCAUGUAUCACGCUGGCGGGUUCUGAUGGGAUCGAUCUACAACACUCCCAUCCGUAAGAACAUUGUGAUCGCUGAGGUGAAGACGGUUGUCUACCACAGCAGCUACCUGCCCUUCGUCGACGCCAACAUUGAUGACAACAGUCGUGACAUAGCAGUCCUUGCUCUGACAAAACCUCUGCAGUUCACUGAUUAUAUCCAGCCAGUGUGUCUUCCUACCUACGGCCAGCGUUUGGCGGAUGGCCAGAUGGGUACAGUAACCGGCUGGGGUAAUGUGGAGUAUUACGGCACGCAAGCCAACGUCCUCCAGGAAGCCCAUGUGCCCAUCAUCAGUGAUGCGGUGUGCAAUGGCCCAGAUUAUUAUGACAACCAGGUCACAACCACCAUGUUCUGUGCCGGUUAUGAGAAAGGAGGAACCGACUCCUGCCAGGGGGACAGCGGUGGUCCUUUCGUAGCAGCGGAUGUCCUGUCUAAGACCAGCCGCUAUCGUUUGCUGGGGGUGGUGAGCUGGGGCACAGGCUGUGCCAUGGCCAAAAAGCCUGGCGUCUACACGCGUGUGUCACGCUUUCUGCCCUGGAUAUCCACAGCCAUGAGGAUGUAUGAAAACUCCCCAGGAGUGCACAAAAUGGCACGGGCGGUCACACCAUAGCCAUUCAGAGUGGAACAUUUUUUAAUACGAGACUGAAAUGUUGCCUGUUGAGGUCAGAUGUGUUGCUCGUAUCAGUCUGAGAUCAGACGUCUGGUGUUGAUCAGAUGUUCUGUGAUGAUCAACCUGUCCCAAGGACAAUAUCUGACUCACGGAGGCCAAGAACCAUUUCUGAUGCUGUACUUUGGGUAAAUAUGAGAGCACAUAUUUACUUUUUUAACAUAUUUACAUAAUACAGUAUAUGUACAUACUGUAUUAUUUCCCGACACAAAAACGUAAAUGAAAAAUUCAUAUUUUUAGAGUAUAGGGAAUUUUUAUCCUACUUUAUUACAGGUUUGUACAGAAUGUAUGGUGGCAAAACAAAUUAAAUCCAUUGUCAUGUUCAGCUCAGAUUGCAAAAAUGUUAUUCAUUUACCUGUAUAAAAAAAAAAUAUUAAAACAUAUUUUUCUGUUAAUUUAAAUAAUAUAAUGCUAUACGAAAAGACAUAACAUAGACUCCAGACAGCAACAUACACAAAAAAAUACAAUUUAUUUUUAGCACAAUCCUAAAUCUGACAAGAACUCUCAACUUUAUAUCAAUCUACAGUAUUUAUCUCAAUUUUGUUUACUAGUGGCACAGGUACAGUACAGUAUGAUGCACAAGUCAAAUCUGUAGUACAUGAACUUAUAAGAAGGAUUUCGCCAAAUAAUACAGGCCUUUGUGAAAUGUGCCAUGAUUAAAUAUGUACUUAAAUAGGUUUUAUAAAUUGAAAUGGCCAGAACGGUGACAUUUGAAAAUGUUUCAUGAAAACCUCACUUUCAUGUAUUUUACAUGUAAUGUAUUUUAUUUUCUCUUCUUUU
Molecule: messenger RNA, 2415 nt
Organism: Sinocyclocheilus anshuiensis
Lineage: Eukaryota; Metazoa; Chordata; Actinopteri; Cypriniformes; Cyprinidae
Gene: hpn
Product: hepsin
Exons: 13
Coding region: 307-1578 (423 amino acids)
Biological process (GO): proteolysis
Cellular component (GO): membrane
Molecular function (GO): serine-type exopeptidase activity; serine-type endopeptidase activity
Source: RefSeq, a predicted model, not a curated record